AAAAAAAUGUGCUCGGCGGAGCAGACUAUAAAUGCCUAUGGAUGGGCUGCCACAGAUUCAUCUGGGAUUCUCUCUCCCUUUCAUUUCAUCAGGAGAGCUAAUGGAGACAAUGAUAUCACCAUAAAAAUACUCUAUUGCGGUAUUUGUCACACCGAUUUUCACCUGGCAAAGGAUGAAUUAGGCAUGACCACCUAUCCGCUUGUCCCCGGGCAUGAGAUUGUGGGACAAGUAACAAAGGUUGGGCGCAAUGUGUCAAAGUUUAGAGUUGGGGACAAAGCCGGAGUUGGGCCUCUAGUUGAUUCAUGUGGCAGAUGUGAAAACUGCGAUGAAGGCCAAGAAAAUUACUGCUCGAAAUUGAAAUGGAUCUUCAAUGGACAGUUCGAAGACGGAUUAAGAUCCUACGGUGGAUACUCCGAUAAGCUUGUGAUCCAUGAACGUUAUGCAGUCCUAAUCCCAGAUAAGUUCCCAUUAGAAGGUGCUGCACCUUUGUUGUGCGCAGGGAGCACAGUGUACAGUCCCAUGAUAUACUUUGGACUGGCAGAGCCUGGUAAACAUAUAGGUGUGGUGGGGCUCGGAGGGCUGGGCCAUUUGGCCGUGAAGUUUGCAAAAGCUUUUGGAAUGAAGGUCACUGUGAUAAGUACCUCACCUAACAAGCGAAAUGAAGCUGUGGAACAGCUUGGUGCAGAUGCAUUUUUGGUCAGUCAAGACCAAGAGCAAUUGCAGGCUGCGAUGGGCACAAUGGAUAGCAUAAUGGACACAGUUUCAGCUUCUCACUCCCUCUUGCCAUUGGUUGAUUUGUUGAAGACCAAUGGAAAGCUAAUUUUGGUGGGUGCUCCAGUCCCACCGCCUGAGCUUCCAGUUUUGCCUUUACUCUUCGGAAGAAAGCUGAUUGCUGGUAGUGCAUGUGGAGGAAUGAAAGAAACACAAGAGAUGAUAGAUUUUGCAGCAAAGCACAAUAUCGCAGCAGACAUCGAAGUUGUUCCCAUGGACUACGUGAAUACUGCCUUUGAAAGACUUGCCAAGAAUGAUGUUAAGUACCGCUUUGUCAUCGACGUGGCCAACACUUUAAAUCCUUCCUUUUGAUUUCAACCUCAAAUUGAGACUCACUAAUUGGUUAUUUCAACCUUCCCAUACAAGCCACUACUUCUCUUCUCUCUGCUUUUGGUAUUAAUCCCAGUAUUGAACAAAAGCGAUAUAUGAUUGUACUUCUUAAUUUUAAAAUAAGCCCCACUUGGUAUUUGGGCCAUGAAUUGUAUUCCUUCUUUUUUCUUUUUUCUUUUUCUUUUUUCUUUUUAUACAAAUUUGUUUCGCAACAAGCCACUCCUUCUCUUCUCUCUGCUUUUUGUAUUAAUCCUAGUAUUGAACCAAAGGCUAUAUAUGUAUGUAUUUCUUAAUUUGAAAUAAGCUCGAAUUGGUAUUUGGGCAAUGAAUUGUAUUUCGUUGUAUUCAAAUUAUAGCUUAAUAUGGUUUACUUGCAUUUUACCCACUCAAGGGAAAUGAAGAGUAU
This is a messenger RNA of Ziziphus jujuba (common jujube), 1507 nucleotides long. RefSeq names its product probable mannitol dehydrogenase. Bases 7 to 1083 code for a protein of 358 amino acids. The record is from RefSeq and is a predicted model, not a curated record. NCBI's taxonomy places the organism in Eukaryota, Viridiplantae, Streptophyta, Magnoliopsida, Rosales, Rhamnaceae. The transcript is spliced from 5 exons. Gene Ontology annotation, molecular function: cinnamyl-alcohol dehydrogenase activity; zinc ion binding. Gene Ontology annotation, biological process: lignin biosynthetic process.